This is a messenger RNA of Cucurbita pepo subsp. pepo (vegetable marrow), 5433 nucleotides long. The record is from RefSeq and is a predicted model, not a curated record. Lineage: Eukaryota; Viridiplantae; Streptophyta; Magnoliopsida; Cucurbitales; Cucurbitaceae.
CAUCAAAUACCUUUCUCGCUUCUCCCACUCACUGCAACUCCAUAACCCUCUCUUCUUUCUCCCAGUUCCGAGCCAUGUUUUUGGCUCCCUUUCUCUCCCGCCUUUUACUCCUCUCUCUCUGCUUCAUUUCCCUCGCUUCCGCCGCUGCUCGGCUGCCGCCCGACGAAGUUGAGGCGUUGAGGGAGAUCGGAAAGACAUUGGGGAAGACGGACUGGAAUUUCGACGCCGAUCCAUGCGGCGGUGUUAGCAGCGGUUGGAUUUCGGAUUCUCCGCAGUUCGACCCUAAUUUUACUAAUAAUGUCACCUGCAACUGCACGUUCCUGAACAAUACCGUCUGUCACGUCACCAACAUUAGUCUGAAGGCGCAGAGUCUUCCAGGUACUCUGCCACCGCAAAUAGUGAGGCUGCCUUUCCUGCAGGAACUUGAUCUUACCCGCAACUAUCUCAGCGGCUCAAUCCCUCCAGAAUGGGGUUCCACCAAUCUCCUCAAAAUUUCGCUUCUUGCAAAUCGGUUGACGGGUCCAAUCCCAGAAGCGAUUGGAAACAUCAGCUCUCUUGCAGAGUUGGUCCUGGAAAUGAAUCAAUUCUCUGGAAGUUUACCCACAGAACUUGGAAAUUUGACCAGCUUAUCAAGAUUACUUCUUACCUCAAACAACUUUUCUGGGGAGCUCCCAUCCUCACUGGCAAGGAUAGCCUCAUUGACGGACUUUCGAAUUAGUGAUAACCACUUCACAGGGAAAAUACCUAAGUUUGUACAGAAUUGGACGGCUCUUACAAAAAUAGCAAUUCAGGCAAGCGGGUUGGGUGGGCCAAUUCCUUCUGAAAUUGGACUUUUGACAAAAUUAACUGAUGUGAGAAUCAGUGAUUUGAAUGGAGAUUCAUCACCCUUUCCACCCCUCAAUACAUUGACAAAAUUGAAAACCCUGAUAUUGAGGAGUUGCAACAUAACUGGGGUGCUACCGGACAAUCUUGAUGGGUUGUCACUGUUGAAAACCUUAGACUUCAGCUUCAACAAAAUUACUGGACCAAUACCUGACAGCUUUGAAGCUUUAAAAAAAGUGGAUAGCAUAUAUUUAACUGGAAACAUGCUAAAUGGAUCGGUGCCUGUUUGGAUGCUACAGCAAGGAGAGAGCAUUGAUCUCUCUUAUAACAAAUUUACUCCAAUCAAUAGUGAGAACACUGGUUGUCAAUCACGAAAUUUAAACCUGUUUGCGAGCUCUUCCCAGGACAACAGUUCCGGUGGAACAGUUUCAUGUAUACCGAGCACUUGUGAAAGAACUUCGUACUCUCUCCAUAUCAACUGUGGUGGGAAGGAAGAAUCAAUCAACGGAACAACCAAAUUUGAUGCAGACACAAACACUGGAAAAUCAUCACUGUUUUUCGCAGGUGCAGAAAAUUGGGGAUUUAGUAUUACUGGUAAUUUUAUGGAUGACGAUCGCACAACAGACGAUUUUAUUGCAUUAAAUUCAUCUGCUCUCACAAUGCCAAAUCCUGAAUUGUACGUGAGGGCACGUAUUUCACCAAUUUCUCUUACUUACUAUGCACAUUGCUUGGGUAGUGGAAACUACACAGUAAGCCUCCAUUUUGCUGAGAUAGUGUUUACUAAUGACAAAACGUUUCGAAGCCUGGGCAGACGAUUAUUUGAUGUCUACAUUCAGGGAAAGCUAGAGUUGAAGGAUUUUAAUAUUGCAGAUGCAGCAGGCGGUGUUGGCAAAGCUUUUAUAGCGAAAUUCCCUGUUUCUGUGACUAAUGGUACUAUAGAAAUCCGGCUAUAUUGGGCUGGGAAGGGGACAACUGCAGUCCCUCAGAGAGGAGUUUAUGGUCCUCUAAUUUCAGCCAUUUCUGUUGAUCCUGACUUCGAGCCACCAUCAGAAGAGUCGUCGCCACGAUCAAAAGGUGGAGGGAAUGGCAUAUCCGCCGGUGCAGUGGUUGGAAUUGUUGCUGGUAUGAUCGUAGUUUUCAUCUUGGUUCUUGGAAUCUUGAGAUGGAAAGGCUGCCUAAGAAAGAAAACCCCACGUGAACAAGUUAUGUUUUUGGGUCCAUCUCGCACCCUUCAUUUACUCGUCUCUCUCUGCUUCAUUAGCCACGCUUCCGGCGCCACUCGGCUGCCGGCCGACGAAGUGGAGGCGUUGAAGGAGAUCGGAAAGAGGUUGGGGAAGACGGACUGGCAUUUCAACGUCGAUCCAUGCGGCGGAGUUAGCAGCGGUUGGAUAUCGAAUCCGACGCCGUUCGACACUAAUUUUAAUAAUACCGUCAUCUGCGACUGCACCUUCCACAACAAUACUGUCUGCCACGUCACCAACAUUCUUCUCAAGGGGCAGAGCCUUCCUGGUACUCUGCCACCGCAAAUAGUGCGGCUGCCUUUCCUGCAGGAACUUGAUCUCACCCGCAAUUAUCUCAACGGCUCAAUUCCUGAAGAAUGGGGUUCCACCAAUCUUCUCAAAAUUUCCCUUCUUGGAAAUCGAUUGACGGGUUCAAUCCCAGCAGCGAUUGGAAACAUCAGCACUCUUGUAGACUUGGUCCUGGAAAUGAAUCAUUUCUCUGGAAGUUUACCCCCAGAACUUGGAAAUUUGCGUAGUUUAUCAAGAUUACUUCUUACCUCAAACAACUUUUCUGGGGAGCUCCCAUCUUCACUGGCAAGGAUAGCCUCAUUGACGGACUUUCGUGUUAGUGAUAAUCACUUCACAGGGUCAAUUCCUAAUUUUAUACAGAACUGGACGAAUCUUACAAAAAUAGUAAUUCAGGCAAGCGGGUUGAGUGGGCCAAUUCCUUCUGAAAUUGGACUUUUGACAAAAUUAACUGAUGUGAGAAUCAGUGAUUUGAAUGGAGAUUCAUCACCCUUUCCACCCCUUAAUACUUUGACAAAAUUGACAAACCUGAUAUUGAGGAGUUGCAAUAUAACUGGGGUACUACCAAACAAUCUUGAUGUGUUGACAGCGUUGAAAACCUUAGACUUCAGCUUCAACAAAAUUACUGGACCAAUACCUGCCAGCUUUGAAGCUUUUAAAAAAGUGGAUAGGAUAUAUUUAACUGGAAACUUGCUAAAUGGACCAGUGCCCACAUGGAUGCUACAGGAAGGGGAAAGCAUUGAUCUCUCUUAUAACAAAUUUACUCUGAGCAAUAGUGAGAACACUGGCUGUCAAUCACGAAAUUUAAACCUGUUUGCGAGCUCUUCCCAGGACAACAGUUCCGGUGGAACAGUUUCAUGUCUACCCAGCACUUGUAGAACUUCGUACUCUCUCCAUAUCAACUGUGGUGGGAAGGAAUUAAUUAACGGAACAACCACAUUUGUUGCAGACGCAGACACUGGCAAAUCAUCAUUGUUUGUCCAAGGUGUAGAAAAUUGGGGAUUUAGUAGCACUGGUAAUUUUAUGGACGACGCUCGCUCAACAGACGACUUUAUUGCAUUAAAUAUAUCCGCUCUCUCGAUGCCAAAUCCUGAAUUGUACGUGACGGCACGUAUUUCACCGAUUUCUCUUACUUACUAUGCAUAUUGCAUGGGUAGUGGAAACUACACAGUAGGCCUCCAUUUCGCUGAGAUAGCGUUUACUAAUGACACAUCUUAUAGAAGCCUUGGCAGACGCUUAUUUGAUGUCUAUGUUCAGGGAAAGCUGAAGUUGAAGGAUUUUAAUAUUGCAGAUGCUGCAGGUGGUAUUGGCAAACCUAUUGUAAAGAACUUCACCGUUCCUGUGACUAAUGGUACUAUAGAGAUUCGCCUAUUUUGGGCCGGGAAGGGGACAACUGCAAUCCCUGUGAGAGUGGUUUAUGGUCCUUUGAUUUCUGCCAUUUCGGUUGAUCCUGACUUUGAGCCACCAUCAGAAGGUGGGAAGGACAUAUCUGCCGGUGCUGUGGUUGGAAUUGUGGCUGGAAUUGUGGCUGCUGUGAUCUUUGUUAUCAUCUUUGUUCUUGGAGUCUUGUGGUGUGGAGGCUGCCUACGAAAGAAAAGCACACUUGAACAAGAGUUGAAGGGUCUAGAUCUAGGAACAAGUUCAUUUUCAUUAAGACAAAUCAGAGCUGCCACUAACAAUUUUGAUGCUGCCAAUAAGAUUGGAGAAGGUGGUUUUGGUCCUGUCUACAAGGGUGUUCUUCAAGAUGGCACUGUAAUCGCAGUGAAGCAACUUUCUUCCAAGUCGAAGCAAGGAAAUCGCGAAUUUGUGAACGAAAUAGGCAUGAUAUCUGCAUUGCAACACCCGCAUCUAGUGAAGCUUUACGGAUGUUGUGCCGAAGGAAAUCAACUUUUGCUAAUAUACGAGUAUCUCGAAAAUAAUAGCCUUGCUCGUGCCUUAUUCGGACCUGAAGAAUUUCAACUGAAACUGGAUUGGCCAACCAGGCACAAAAUUUGUGUUGGUAUAGCUAGAGGUUUAGCAUAUCUUCAUGAGGAGUCAAGACUAAAGAUUGUUCACCGAGACAUCAAAGCUACCAAUGUUCUGCUUGAUAAAAAUCUCAACCCCAAGAUUUCGGACUUCGGUUUGGCCAAGCUGGACGAAGAAGAAAAUACGCACAUUAGCACCCGGAUUGCGGGUACCUUUGGAUAUAUGGCACCGGAAUAUGCCAUGCGAGGCUACUUAACUGACAAGGCAGAUGUUUACAGCUUUGGCAUCGUAGCCUUGGAGAUACUGAGCGGUCGAAGUAACACAAUUUUCCGAACCAAGGAUGAUUACUUUUACCUUCUUGAUCAUGCUAAUACUUUAAAAGAGGGAGACCAUUUGUUAGAGCUUGUCGAUCCACGGUUAGGUUCGGAAUACAACCAGAGAGAGGCAAUGACGAUCAUCGAUAUUGCUUUCCGAUGUACGAACAACACUGCUGCAGUUAGACCUACCAUGUCAUCAGUGGUGAGCAUGCUGGAAGGGAAGGUUGCUGUGAAGGAGGUGGUUUCAGAUCCUAGUGUCUCGAAACAAGAAGUGAAUACGACGUGCGUUUAUUACCAGAAAGGGCAAACUACAGACGAGAGUCGGAUACAAAAUAUGUCGAUAGAUGGACCGUGGACUGGUUCUUCAACUACUGGCAGUGAUCUCUAUCCCAUGCUCAUGGAUUCUAAAUACUUAGAGGAUAGGAACUAGAGUUGGUCUUUGUCCCCUAUGGAUUUGCUUACAUGCAACUGUGUUAAGAGUUCAAAUGCUGUGAUGCAUGCUUAUCUGCAGUACAGAACCAAACAAACGACCGAUCAGUAUGUAAUAGUUCGAGGCUAUCGCUAAUAGAUAUUGUCCGCUAUAACUCGUUAUGUAUUGUCGUCAGCCUCACGAUUUUAAAAUGCGUCUACUAGAGAGAUUUGUACACCCUGGUAAGGGAUGUGGAAAGAUGUGAAAACCUCUUCCUAGUAGACACGUUUUAAAACCGUGAGGUUGACGGCGAUAUGUAACGGGUCCUACUAGCAGUGGGUAACAUACUAGUUUCAAAAUUCUAUUGUGUGAAUGUUAAACUAAUUUUUAUGAA